Messenger RNA from Parasteatoda tepidariorum (common house spider), 4743 nucleotides. RefSeq names its product irregular chiasm C-roughest protein. The record is from RefSeq and is a predicted model, not a curated record. Lineage: Eukaryota; Metazoa; Arthropoda; Arachnida; Araneae; Theridiidae. Gene Ontology annotation, molecular function: cell adhesion molecule binding. Gene Ontology annotation, biological process: cell-cell adhesion. Gene Ontology annotation, cellular component: cell-cell junction; plasma membrane.
UUUUCAAAGUCCUUCCAAUUCAAAUGGCGCUCCGAUAUCAGAGAGUGCGGACGUUUUCAAAGUUUGUCAUCCGCGGAUUUAUAGUGCGUUAGAUAAGCCAUGGAUUGUUCUUUCUCAUUGUUCCUUCUGUUUUGGAUUACAAGUGCCUAUUACUCGAAAGGAGCUCUUUUCUUACAAGUAUUUGAUACUUUACCUGAAGACAGGGAAGUAAAUCCAGGCGAGCUGAUAAUCAUACCGUGCAAAGUUCGAAAUCGUAAAGGUGAAUGUGCGUGGCUUAAAGAUGGUGUGGUUGUUGGCAAAAUACCCGGAAAGUACACAUUCAACAGAGAGCCCGAUGAUGGAAACUGCGGAAUCACUAUUACUAACACACAACUCGAAGAUGACGAUGGGUUGUGGCAAUGUCAGGUGACGCAGGCAUCCUUACAAGAGUUAACACUAACAUCACCAGAAGUCAAGUUGACUGUUAGAGAGGCACCUUAUCCACCCAUUAUAGAAGACACCACCAUCCAAAUAGUUCAAGGUGAUCCCUUUACAGCUCGAGCUAAUGAACCAAAACGUCUGCACUGUAUAGCACGUAAAGGUAACCCUCCUGCUUCACUAAAAUGGUUCAUAAACCAUGUUGAAGUAACUACUAAUGUCAACCAAACCAACAUCAGAGACGUUGAAAAGCGAAAAACAUGGCAGGCUGUUAGUGCUCUUGAUAUGACCUUCACCAAAGAAGACAAUCACAAGCUUCUGAAAUGUGUUGCUAUACACGAUGCUUAUGAUACUAAAGCUAAAGAUAUUACAGUGCAACUGGAAAUUCUGUAUCCCCCAGAAAUAAGCCUGGAAGGAAAACCAAAACAAGAAAUUGUCGAGGAUAUGUCCUUGACAUUACGUUGUAAAGCCGACGCAAAUCCGAAAGCCAAUAUCAUCUGGAGAAAAUCUGGGCAUUCUGGCAUAUACGACAUCAAGGAUCAUAUAGAGUUCAGACCCAUUCGCAGAACAGAUUCAGGAAUAUACAGCUGUUCUGCCAAGAACGAUAUUGGGCAAAGCGAAGAAAUGGAAAUCACAGUUGAUGUGAAAUUUAAACCAAAAAUAAAUCGUGUGUAUCCUGCUCCGAGAACUACAGUAAGCCUAUAUCAGAGCACCAGGCUAGUUUGUGAAGCAGAAGGCAAUCCAGCUCCAAAAUAUUCGUGGUUUCAGCGAAUAGGAGGGGAUGCAGUUGUUUGGUCAGAGCGGACAAAUAACGCUACAUUUUAUAUUCAGAACGUCACUUACAACUACCAGGGAAUUUACCUCUGCCAGGCAUCCAACACUAUCAACGGCCAAUUCAAUACAGUGAAAUCAGAAGAAAUAUUUCUUGACGUUACUGGACCGCCUCAAUUAAUGAUUGAGAAUGCCCCUUUGGUAUCACACAUGGUUGUGGACAAAGACGAAACUGCUAAGAUUAUUAUACGGUUUUGCUCAGAUCCAGAACCCAGAAGAAGUUAUUGGGAAUGGGAUUCAUUUCGACAAGAAACAAAUUCAAACACUGGAAGACACGAUGCAUCAGAAAUUCAAAAGAUACCUAAUAAAGAUGACUGCUAUGAUGCACGAUUAAUAAUUCGUAACGUUGAAGGAGGUGACUCAAAAACAUACACAUUAGUGGUUGAAAAUGAUAAAGGACAUGAAACAUUUUCCAUUGUACUUGAAGUUAGAGAGCCCUUUAUUUUGACUUUGAUGAUCGGUGGUGCAGUUGUUGUGAUAUUAAUUUUAAUCUGCCUUCUCGCUCUCCUUAUUUGCUUAGUUCGAAAAGAAAAAUGCUGUUUCAGACGUUCAGAUGGCUUUAAACCAGCUCCUGAUAGCAUUGUAGAAAAUGGUUGUCCAGAUAAUGAUAAAUCUGAUCUUACUGCAGCAAAGACAGUACCUUUCUGCACCAACUCCAAUACUAAAGGUAAAAUAGCGACGAUAGGAGAAGAUCCAUAUAACAAAAAUGGUAAAAAGGCAGAUCGCAAUGACAACAGGGACGGCCUAAGUUAUGGAAGUUUAGAUUUCAGCAUUUUGGAACCCGAUCCAAGAGAGCAGACGACUGCCACAAUCAACAACAGCCGGAUAAAAGUUCAUCCUCAAAGUAAAGGAGGAGCCCCUCAUUCAGAAAGCGCCAGUAUUCGAAGCAGUCAUGAUUACAGACAAUACCAUAACCCGGCUGCUGUUGAGCAAGCAUACAUUUAAAUCAUCAACUAGGAUUGAUUAUGAAUUCCAAUGUUCUUCACAUCGUUUGCUUUGUUUUGAGAGACAAAGAAACAAAUAUUCGAAGCAUACGGAAAGACAUAACAAUAUCCGGGAAGAACAUUUUAUUCACGUCUUUGUCAUGUGAUUUAUCCGGAUGUUUCCAUGGACCCGCCCCUGUGUGUCGUGUUAAUGUAUAUAAUGUAAAAAGAACAGAAGUGAAAAUGCACUGAGUAAAAUAUUAUUGCACUGAUAGAUCAAGAACAUUGUGAUCGGAAAAAUCGUUUUAUUAAAAAAUAUAUGUCUUUGAAGAAGAGGUAAAUUAAAUUUUCAAAACAUGGUAUGGAAAAUUGUAUUAUAUGUAUGAUAUUUUGUUUAAUGUAAUUUGGAAAUAAACGAAUUAGAGAUUCAGUCUUAGACCAAAGUGUUUCGGUACAUUAAAAAUGCCGCUUUGUAUAAUUUAAUUUUUGCAAAAUAGAAUUUAAAAGAAAUAUAUUUAAAAAAAAUGUUAGGUGAAAGCGUGCUUGAGGUAGCAAAUUGCCUAUUAUAGAACUAACUAUUGUGAUCUUCAAGAUGUAUUGUGAUCUGUUACUUUUGAAGGUGUAAAAUAUAUAUUGUUAAAUUGGCACAAAGCAUGGUGUUUUAAUUUGCAACAACAUACACUGUAAAUAAGUGUUCUCAAUCGUCACGUUAAUCUUAUUAACUCCUUAAUGUACACUAUUCCAGAAAAUUGAGAUUCAGAUUUAUAUUGCUUGUAAUGAAAUAUCGCGUCAACAGAAAUUACAAAAUAGUCGAGAAAAAUUCAAAAAGAAUUAACACUGAAGUCCUUGUCGAUUUCAUUUUCUUAUUCAAUUCUUUAUUUUACUCUUGCAAUUUGUUUCUUAAUUUUAGAGCAUUAUACGACAGUUAAAAUUUAGUCUGUUUUUCUUUUUGGUUUCUCCACAAAUUUAUUUUUAUUCUUUUUUUCUUAAAAAAAACUUACUCUAUAUUUCUUUUAAUUCCUUAAAUUGGAUUAUGAUUUAUUCAUGUAAGGUCCUUUUUUAUUCGGUGCGAAGUUUCUUAUCAUUAUUUUUAUCAUCAUUUAAACAUUUUCCUUCUCUGAAUUAUUUAAGAGUGUUGUAGAGAAUCUAGGGGAAUUUCGAAUAAAGACGGAAAAUGCGGAAAAACUCCUGAAUCCGUAAAAUGCUUUAUAACUAAUUGUUCAUAGAAUCACCUAGUAUACGACUAAACUGGGAUGAAUCAUCUAGCUUUAAGCAAACCUAACAAAAAUGCAAUUAAUUAUAAAACUUUUCAAAAAUAAGUGUGAAGAUUUCACAGUAUAAAACUAGAUAAUAAAUAUAAUUUAUCUGCAAAUUCCACGUAGUUGUCUACCUUUGAUAACACAUUAAUAAGAAUGUAGACUAUUUAAUAAUAAAUAAUUAAGAGAUCUCUUUCCUUCCCCUCUUGCACUUUAGAAAAAAAAAAGAUUUUUUUUUCUCAGUUUUUGGUACGUUACUUGUUUUUUUUUAUUAAACUAUGACUUGGCAGUUCUAUGGCUUUCAAAAUGCAGAAUAUUAAGCGAUCUAUUUCAAAUUCGGCAAAAUAGUGAAUGAAUUUAUCUAAUUGCCUAAUUAUCAAAAAUGUAGCUCAAUAAAAUUAUGCGGAUUGUGGUUUGAGUAAUAAAUUUCAUGCAAUGCAUAUGUCUGUUUUUUUUUUAAACUAAGGAAGACCGUUUUGAAUAAUUUAAACUAUUCCAUUUAACUUAAAUCACGCGAAUGGAAAAUUCUAAACCAGAUAAACGUACAGUGCGUGAUAACUUUUCAAAACUACUGAUUGGUAUAAUUUUUUUUCAUCAAAAAGUAAUAGAUAAUGCAGAAUCCAAACUACAACACUCAAUAUUUCUCAAAUUGCUAUUGCAUCAGGCCUCAUAUAUUACACAUUUUGAAAGAUAUUUCGUUGUAAAGUAAACAUCCAACAUAGUUUACCUGAGAAAAUUAAAUAAAGAGGAUUAAAAGCAUUUAUGGAACAUCCUUCCUCCGUCACUUCCUUUUGACAGGUGAGUUUGAUCGAGAGGAAAGAGGUCUCUUAAGUAAGAAGCUUUUGAAUCUGAUGAUUAUUAAUUAAGUUUCAAAAGUUUGAAUUUGAUGUUCAUUAUAUCAGACGAAAAUUAAAAAUAAAUUUAGAAUUAUUAGCAGUAUUGGUUUCAUCAGUAUAUAUCUACAAUAAACGUUAUACCAUGUUUAAGUAUAAAAAUUAUUGCAAGGCAUAAAAUAUUAUUAUUGUGAAUAGUGUUUCUAAAAAGGGAAAAACAUAAUUAGUUAUAUUUAAGCUAAAAGGCAUUUUAAGUAUUCAAUAUUCCAAGACUAUCAAAGUCAUAUAUUGUGUACAAUAGGUGUACAAAAAAAGCGUGCGUUACAGGGUUAAUAAGACAGCACUCCACUUUUAUUGCAAGAAAUUUAGUUUUGUGCUCAUAAUGAAUAUUUUUUUCGAUACAACUUUCACAUGUAUGCUAAAAUAAAUCUUAACUUACGUGAUAUAAAUUGUUUUAUUAAAAAUAAAUUAAAUUAUAAAUUU